This is a messenger RNA of Mesocricetus auratus (golden hamster), 1167 nucleotides long. RefSeq names its product chymosin-like. Gene Ontology annotation, biological process: proteolysis. Gene Ontology annotation, molecular function: aspartic-type endopeptidase activity. The record is from RefSeq and is a predicted model, not a curated record. NCBI's taxonomy places the organism in Eukaryota, Metazoa, Chordata, Mammalia, Rodentia, Cricetidae.
AUGGGUGAGCCGGUGUUUCUGUCUACGCUGACUCGGAGUCCUCUGAGUAUAGAGUGCUAUAACCGGAUCACAGUGAUGGAGGAUAGAGGAGACACAGCCCAGGUGCAGGGCCUGGCCCAUCAGAGCAGCGCCCCAGGAGAAGAGAACAAGAAACAAGCUUCACCAUUUAGCACUAAUCUCCCCCUUACCUCUCUGAAGAGUGAGUACUUCGGACCGAUCUACGUCAGGACACCACCCCAGGAGUUCACGGUGGUGUUUGGCACAGGCUCCUCGGAACUCUGAGUGCCCUCUGUCUACAAGGACACCAAGGAUCCACUAAUCUGGGUCUUUGUUGCAGAAAAUCAUCACCGUUUUGAUCCAUCUAAGUCAUCCUUCCAGAACCUGAGCAAGCCCCUGUUUGUCCAGAAUGGCACUGGCAGAGUACAGGGCUUCCUGGGCUAUGACACUGUCACAAUCUCCGAUACUGUAGUUCCCUACCAGACUGUGGGCCUGAGUACUCAGGAGCCAGGUGAAAUCUUCAUCUACUCUUCAUUCGAUAGCAUCCUGGGGCUGUCCUACACUUCUCUUGCUUCCAAGUGUUCAGUACCCAUAUUUGACAACAUGAUGAAUAGGCACCUGGUUGCCCAAGACCUGUUCUCCAUUUACAUGAGCAGGAAUGACCAGGGUAGUGUGCUCACGUUGGGGGCCGUCAAUCAGUCCUACUUCAUAGGCUCGGUGCACUGGGUACCUGUGACUGUGCAGGGAUAUUGGCAGUUCAUAGUGGACAGGAUCGAGGUCAAUGACGAGGUGGUGGCUUGUAAAGGUGGCUGCACUGCUCUUCUGGACACAGGCACUGCCCUGCUGUGGGGGCCUGGUAGAGGCGUCCUCAGUAUCCAGCAGGCCAUUGGUGCUGUGCAGGGCCAGAACGGCCAGGCCCACGAGAGGGUACAAGGAGUCUCUGCAGAGAAGCCUGCAUGUGUCUGGCAAUGCCCGGACUCAGCCAUACCUCCUGCAGCUUUGAACGGUGUCCUAGAAAAGCUGGUAAUUCUGAAGUCAGAUUCCAUCUGCCAGACUGUUAUUUAUUCCAACAAGCAGCACAGAAAUCUCGUCAGGUCCUGUGUCCUAGUUGUUGCUCCAGAUGCUGUGGUUCCCAUCCAGGGUCUGCUUCAGAACUUGGCUGUGAAGUGA